CUGGGCCGUCUCGACCGCGUGCUCGAUCCGGAGCUGGACGAGUCGGUCCUGUCGCUGGGGUUCGUGGAGAGCGUAGAAGGGGACGACGACGGCAACGUGGAGGUGUGCCUGAGGUUGCCCACCUACUGGUGCGCCGCCAACUUCUCCUACCUGAUGGCAUCCGAUGUCCGCCGCGAACUGGCCAGUGUGGCAGGGGUGCAAUCGGUUGCGGUCAGGCUGGGCGAUCACUUCGUCGGCAGCGAGGUGCAGGAGGGCACGGGCUCCGGCAAGACCUUCGGAGAGGCUUUCCCCGAAGGCGGCCCCGACACCCUGGAGGAGACGCGGCAAAUCUUUCUGCGGAAGGGAUAUUUCGGUCGUCAGCAACGGCUGCUGCAGGCCCUGAGGCGCGCCGGGCUGUCCUUCGGCGAGAUUGCCGCGCUGCGGGUGGGCGACGCGGAAUCACUCCCGGUUAAUGAGCGUCUGAUCGACCGGUACCUUGAGCGGCGCGAGGAACUGGGUCUGGACUGCUCGGAGACCGUGGCGCUCGUCGUCAACGUAAAGGGCGAGGCAAUCCCGUCACAGGACCUGGAGACCUAUUACGUUCGGGCGCGGACCACCCGGCUGGCCAUGGAGGCCAGCGGUUCGCUCUGCUCUGCGAUGCUGGAAGCCCGCAACUCGAACUGGACUUCUACGUAA
This is a messenger RNA of Geodia barretti, 675 nucleotides long. NCBI's taxonomy places the organism in Eukaryota, Metazoa, Porifera, Demospongiae, Tetractinellida, Geodiidae. The record is from the annotation of a GenBank genome assembly.